This is a messenger RNA of Trichoderma harzianum CBS 226.95, 720 nucleotides long. RefSeq lists its product as hypothetical. The transcript has a single exon. The record is from RefSeq and is a predicted model, not a curated record. NCBI's taxonomy places the organism in Eukaryota, Fungi, Ascomycota, Sordariomycetes, Hypocreales, Hypocreaceae. The coding region runs from base 1 to 720 and encodes 239 amino acids.
AUGGAUCGACUUCGCGAGAGCGCUCUAUUCACCAAGGCAAAGUCAUCCAAGCAAGAGUAUGCUCAAAUUGACGGCAAUGACAGUGAAGAAGCUGUGUUAUACCAAGCUACUUCGGCUGCACAGCCACGUUGGCGCCUGAUUCCUCUCAUCUCAUCAUUUUUACUCGGUGCAUUGACCGUAGUACUAGCACUUGGUCUAUGGCAAAUUAUCAUCGCCAACAACCACAACAAAAGGACAAAUCGACCUUUUCCCGAAAUGCGCGAAGGCGCUGAUGAAAAAACUGGUCUGCCGUUAAGUUGGUCUCACGGCGACUGUGGAAACUCUCCCGCCGACGCGCAAGCCCUCGGCUGCCGAUACAGCAUCGUGUUGCACUCUUGGCUCCCCCAGGAUUGCCUUACGGACGAUGACAUGGAAGACGAAAAGCUCAUGUAUGACGGUCGCAACUGGCCGUAUGAAAUCAACGGCAGAAAUCUCACCAUGGAUGAGCUUCACCUUGGUGACUAUGAUCACUUUACUACGACAUUUGACUGGCAUGUUGUCCACUGUAUGUACGUGUGGAAAAGAAUUCACAGAGCGGCGUUAGAUGCGAGCCGAAAAAUUGACUCGUAUACGGCAAAUUUCCACCAUACAAAUCACUGUGUUAAGAUGAUUGGUGGUGAUCCGGGUGGCAUGAAGGACUCUGGAACCAAGAUUUUUGUCAAAUAUCCCAUCUGUGCUUAA